AUGAGUUUCACAGAGUGCAGUACCGAGAUCCUCCUACAGAUCUGUGAAGAGUUUUGCCAGCACUGCCAAGAAAAGCACCUGAAAAUUCCCAGACCAGACUGGUUCCAAAGGGACUCCUCUCGUCAAGCUCUCCUCAAUCUAUCGUCGACAGGAGGAGACAGGCAGCGUGAUGACAUCGUCAAGUUCUGCCGUACCAUCUCCAAUAACCCAGAGCUUGGUAAAUGUCUCCGAUGGGCCAAUCUCUCAGUAUUUGGGGCAAAGAUACACAGGGAAGUGAUCCAAGCUUGGCUACCGGAUGCUUUAGAAAAGGUCGGGCACCAUUUGGCUCUCGAUGUACCAUUCGGGCUCGAGCACUAUCCCAAUCGCGCCAUUUCGCCGCUUGUUCUGCUUAAAGCUCCAAAUAUUGAGCGAGUCGACGAUGACGGCAAGAAUCAGGGGUCAUUCUUUCACAUGCUUGCCUGGCACACCGGGACCGUGGUCCGCGAUGGUGCACUCCCGCAGAAUCUGAACAGCGUCCAGCUGGGAGGUUGGGUCUCUUCUUUCCAGGAGCAUGACGAGUUUUACCUAGAUCUUUCCUUUCGGGGCCUUGGGUAUCUACUUAGUUCUCUGCAGAAACUUCAUACCUUGACUAUCUACUGUCCAGGGUUUGAGGCUGGUGACGAUCGGGUGUUGUUUCAGCACCUGCGUGUGCUUCGGCUCGGUGAGUUUUUGAUGCGUCGAGACGAUUUUGAGAGACUAAUCUCGUGUACACCACUGCUUGAAGAGUUUGCACACUUUUACUUUGGUGUCUCAGCCGAGGUGAGAGGUGACACAGCAACCAUUCCUGAAAUUUGCAUGAUUUUGACACAGAGGAAGAAAACUCUGCGACGGCUUAUGCUUGAUGCCUCGUGUACAGUUGAUGAUCUUGACCAUCUAAGAAGGCUCGAAAAUCUGGAAGAGCUGAAGAUCUGGGCAGGGCCUUCGCUCACGCCUCAGCAGGAAUCGGAUCGUAUUGACAGCCAGGCCCUGGUGGAUGCGCUGCCGCCAUCGCUCCGGAAGCUUCAUGUGAAGGUAAAGAUUCCAGGUCUGGACAUGGCUGGUGAGGCUUUGAUGACAUACAUCUCAUCGACCUAUAGACGGUCGCGCGACGAGCAGAAGUUGAAGCAAGUAUACUUUGACGUCUAUGAAGAGCCAGCUCGGCGGUACAUUCCUUUUAAGAAAACUCUUGAAAAGAGAUGUCGGGAGUGGAUCAAACAUGGGACUGUUGUGUUUAGCGUGAGGAGAUUUGCUUGGUAUGACAUAGGAGAUUGGGGGUCUGGAGAGGGCACCGUUGAUGAAGAGGAUAACAGGGACUUGUGA
Fusarium vanettenii 77-13-4 is the source of this 1338-nucleotide messenger RNA. RefSeq lists its product as uncharacterized. Lineage: Eukaryota; Fungi; Ascomycota; Sordariomycetes; Hypocreales; Nectriaceae. The record is from RefSeq and is a predicted model, not a curated record. The transcript is spliced from 2 exons. The coding region runs from base 1 to 1338 and encodes 445 amino acids.